Molecule: messenger RNA, 4890 nt
Organism: Porites evermanni
Lineage: Eukaryota; Metazoa; Cnidaria; Anthozoa; Scleractinia; Poritidae
Source: the annotation of a GenBank genome assembly
AUGGCCGUUCGAAAGUGGAUAUUUUUCAUAUUUUCGUUGGUUUUUACCUCGAUCAUCGCAGAGGAAGAUCCUUUAUGGCAUCAACUUCUGAAAGACUCUGUUGUGAUGGAUGAAGAACGUGAGUGAAGUGUUGAUAUUUUUUCUAAGUAUAUACCCCAAUCACACAGAAAACAUUUUGGAGCUUUAAUGUUUGAAACGACGAUAUCAGUUUCUUGUUUUCAUAAGCCCUCUUUAGCUUCCCUGGCUAUGGCAGUAUCUACAAGUUUUGAAUUUUUUUACUUUCUGUUGUUAAUUGCUGCAGUGGAUUAAAUCUAAUAAUUCUCACCAACCCGGUUUACCGAUGAUUCACUUUAACCCUGGGUUAAGUGGCCAAAUUUAAAACCACUUGAAAUUUAUUUGGCUACGAACGUGUCACCGGAGCUUUCUUCUGUUAUAAGAAAUUACGUCGAGAGAUACAGUUAUCCUAAUGCUGUCCGGGCCAAACUACAAAAGUCCAAACCAGUAUAUUGAAAAAAUGAGUAAAACCUUAGAGUCGUAUUCUCUUUGUUCAAAGUUAAUAAUAUUAAUUGAACUGGAUUAUCGUGGAGAAGCUUAAUUUCUGUUAAUUUACACUGCUAAUUAGUCAAAACUUCUUAGAUUCGAAACAUCUACACUAUCUUUUCUUAGCCUGGGAAGAUUAUACCCCAUAUUGGUGUUCCAAGACGAAAGGUUUAUCAAAACCUUUGGCUGACUCUGUGAAAUCGUCCGAGGCUUGCAUUGCUUUGUGUCUUAAGUCAAAUCCCAACUGCAAAGCCGUAGAAUGGUGGGAAAACGAUGGCCAAGACUGCUUUGAAUGUAUAAGGCCAUCUUUGAAGACUAAAUUUACUGACACCACUGACGGAGGGUAUCCACCGCACGUGCUUGUCAAACCAGAGAAACUUGCAGGUGAGUUGAAAUCUUUUGCUGGAAAAGUGCUUGAAGUCAAAAUUGGUUUAAUAGUACCAUGGGAAAGUACUGCUCAAGAGGUUUCAUUUGACUGGUCACACCACAGGAUUUUAUCCACAGACUUAAAAGUUAGAACUACAUACUAAACAAAUAGUAUCAUGUGAAACUACUGCUGAAGAGGUUUCAUUUGAAUGGUAACACCAUAGGAUUUCAUCCGCAGACUCAAAAGUUAGAGCUACAUACUAAAUAAAUAGUACCAUUUUAAAGUACUGCUGAAGAGCUUUCAUUUUAAUGGUCACACCAUAGGAUUUCAUCCACAGACUCAAAAGUUAGAGCUACAUACUAAAUAAAUAGUACUAUGUUAAGUACCACUGUUAAUUUCACUGGUCAUACCAUACUGGUUCGUCCUUUAAAUUUUCUUUUAGUUCCAACAAACUUACAUUUAUAUGUUCACUGUACACAUCAUGUUCGGAUAUUUGGUAAAUGUAUGUGUAGCAGCUGUAGACUCAUUGCCUCGGAGAUUUGAACAAUGCAGUGGCGUUAAAGCCCUGAUCAGGAAUUGCACUUUUAUUUCAGCUCCUACCAAAUGUGACCCUAACCCUUGCAUGAACGGUGCAACUUGCAGACCCGCUCCUCAAUCUCUUGUUGGAUAUAAAUGUACUUGCUCACCUGGCUACGAAGGAGUUAAUUGCGAGGACGGUAAGACUGAGUAAUGCUAAAUUUAUUUGUUUGAUCAGGUUACUGUAAUAAGCUAGAUUCUGACCUAAGUUCUUGGCUAAGAUCCUUAUCUACAAUAUAGAGAAACUGACUAUAUGUGUGUUUAGAGACGCCUUCCUCCCGUGCGUUGCAUUUUGUCCUUACUAUCAGAGCUUCCAUGCUGUAUUGCACUGUUUAGAAAACGACUUUUUGCCGUUUACGCCCUUAGUAAAAUUAAAACUGAGAUGUCUCGAAAAAAUUAAUAUUCUAGGAUUCUAGUAGAUUACCUUUCAUAGUCUUUUGAAAAGUUAGGAUAAGAUUUGUAAUAAUUUAGUUGCAAUAUUUUGCUGUUGUUUCAAAGGUGUUACCCUUGGUUGAAAUAUUAUUCAAAUGUUUUAAUUUUGUAUUUUGUUUUUUUGUUUUCUAUUUCUUAUUCUUUUUUCUCUUUCUUUUUUAGACGUAGAUGAGUGUGCCAAAGACAACGGUGGGUGUUCACACAAAUGCAAAAAUACCGCAGGUAGCUUCGUCUGUUCAUGCCCUGAUCCGGAGCUGAAUUUGGCACCCAAUCGUCGUACGUGCGUCGGUAAGAAAACAUAUUUUUUGGAACUUUUUUACAAACAAAAUAAAGGAAAGGAAAAAAUGAGGACGAAAACCAAAAAGUUAGUGAGAAAAUUUAACGUUCCAGUCAACUUAAUAAAAUAAAAGCGAGACAUUUACAUGUUUAAAGCUAGCAGGUCUUAAUUAACUCCAACCUCAAUUUCAUUUAAAUCAUCCAAAUUAUUGAUGCAUUUUCUGUGGAAAAAUAAAUGUUUUCCCUUUCGCAAAUGUUUUCGACCAACAGCGGACUUCAGAGCUUUUUAAACGUUCAUGGAAGUUCUUAAAUUCUUUUGCUUCUAUAAGGAACUAAGAAAUCUUAAAGUGAGGUUAUUAAGUCCAUUAAAAUAAAUUACCUCUUUAAAAGAUUUAACCUAAGCAAAAACAAAAUUUGUCCUUUCAGCUUCUGGUGUUUCUGUAAAAUGUCAUCAAAAUAACAUGUCCAUCACCCUGCCUAAAGCUCUUCUUCUCGGCUUAAAUCGUGAACAUGUCACCCUGCGAGAUGUGAAGUGUGUUGCCACGGAAACAAGGACACACUUCACUCUUACGACUACAUUGACCGGCUGCGGUACAACCGCCAAACACAGAAGAGGUUUUGUGGUUUAUAGCAACACAGUCUUGGAGAUCCCAGUCGCAGAUGACGCCAUUAUAACGAGAGUUCGUGAGAUCGAGAUACCCUUCAGCUGUUUCUACAAAAACUCGGGUGAUGCUACUGCUGUUGGAGUUAAACCUGACACCAGGAAGUUGGUUUUUGAUGAGGAUGGAAAAGGAAACUUCACAGUUGCUUUGGAUAUGUUUCCAGAUAAAAGGUCUGUUCAUAACCUGUUUUACAUACGAUUUACCUCAACAUUUGAGCUUAUCCACGUUUCAUUUUCGUCACCUUAAAACUGGAUGAAACAUUGCAGAAGUUUGGGCUCAAUUUAAUUGUAUCCUAAAUGUGUUUUAGUCCAUUAUGGAGUUUCUUGGGAAAAAAUAAAAAAAUCAGGGCUUUUCAGUUAUAUUUCAUUACUACUUGAAAAUCAUUUGUUGUUGUUAGUUUUCUAUUUGUCAAUGUUGAUCUUUAGCUUCGAGGCAGCUUAUACCCAGAGUGAUUAUCCUGUGGAAGUUAAGUUGAGACAGUACCUCUUCUUCCAAGCAUCUGUGAAAACCAAGGACAAAACUCUGUCAGUUUUGGCUGAGAACUGUUACGCUACACCCUCCCAGGACAGACAACAUGAUGACAAAUAUCAUCUCGUCAAGAAUGGGUAAUUUAAAAAAAGACUUUUACCGCUUAAUGAGAUUAGAUUUCGGAAAUAGUUUUCAAACAGCUUAGUAACUAAAUGAUAUAUGAAAUGAAUGAUAUAGGAAAAGACUAAUUUUUACUUUUCACCUAGUGGUUAUUUCUCAUUACGAACAGUUUUUUCAUUUUUCGAAAUGUGUACACUUCACAAUCGCAUCAAGACUUUUUAACACCUCAGCUGGAACUGUGGAUUGUUUUAAAUAACAUUGUGAUUUUUUUACGAAAAGCAUUUCAGGUUAAUGUUUUUGUGUUGGAGGAGUAAAAACAAUAAAGAUUCUGGGACGAAACUACAAAUUUGCUCUUAAAUGCUGAAUCUCGUGUUUUUUAAGUUUUCUUGUAUUCCAGUCCAAGAACACAAUAAUGUCAUUAGAAACUUCAACUUGUGAUCUUUCAAUAUCUUGCUUCAAUUUUUUUCCUUUUCAUAAAGAACCAUAUUAUAGCAUACUAAUAAUCGUUGAUAGUAAUUGCUGACUAUGACAUUUUUUAUCUUUCAGUUGCCCAGUUGAUGAAACAACCAUCACCAUACAAUCGCAAAAAGUGGGUGUGGAUCGUUUCAGUACUGAAGCGUUUAAGUUCAUUGCUGAUCACCCAUUCGUGUUUGUCCACUGUCAAAUAAGGAUAUGUGACGCAAGUAACCCUGGAUCAAGAUGUGCACAGGGAUGUAUCAAGGAAGGCAGAUUAAGACGUGACGUUAGCGAUGAAGACAAAUUAUACCCACUGGCACAGGGACCCCUCACAAUUACAAGUGACGCAACAGAAAUGAAAUCAAGAAAAAGAUCAAAUAAAAAAGGUACAUGUUCCUUUGAUACAAUCAUUCACAAUUUUAGAUAGUAAGAGGAAAGUGUCUGUCUCUGAUCUACAUUUCGUGAUUCAGAGAAAAGUAAAUCCGAUUAAGAAGAGUAAGGAUGUGCUUAGUUUAUAAGCAGCUUACUUCAAGUACCUUCAGAUUUUCUCACGAACGAAGUUUGGCCAAGAUCAUUAUGUUUGCCCAGACUACUUACUAACUGCUUUCGGCUCUUAUUUUUACCCCAUUAAUCCAAUAAAGCUUCAACCUCCAAAACGCUAAAGAAUUUCAAUUUUAGAAUUUCAAUAUUUCGCAGAGAUCUCAACCAAUAAAGGAAAUACGUAUUCCACCGAUAAAAUACUCCUUCAGCAUAUGUAAUUUUACAGACACGACUUCAAGUUUUUACACUUAAGCAGUUAACUUCUUAUCGACAUUGUUGACUUGAUAUCUAACGAAAAAUUUUUUGUUUAACAUUUCAGAUAUGACUGUACCAGCUCUGGUUACCAUGGGAAUACUAUCAGCGCUUUGCCUGAUGGGAAUGGCUUACUUGUCUCGCAAGAAUACAAGCAAGGCCACCGCCUACACUAUUGUUCCAGAAAGCUGCGACGAAUAA